Coregonus sp. 'balchen' is the source of this 13910-nucleotide messenger RNA. The record is from the annotation of a GenBank genome assembly. Lineage: Eukaryota; Metazoa; Chordata; Actinopteri; Salmoniformes; Salmonidae.
AUGGAGUAUCCUCUGGUGUGUGUUCUCUUCCUGGUGCUGCUCAACUUCACUACAGGUGAAGUGGACAAUACACUAAUUCUGGAAAUAUAUUGAUGCCUAUUUGUGCUACAAGUAACAGGUUGUUAAAAUGUCUCUGUUUUUAACCACUUCAGUCAAACGGUAUCAAGUCAGAAAGAUGGAGAAUCUAUUUAUAUUACAUUGACAACCAAUGUCUAGGCUCUAAACAAAUACUAUAGAGAGUAGGUCAUUUUAUAAAUGUUUAGUUCAACUUGAAGGCACUGAUUUUGAAACAAAAGCAAGUAUUUCUGUUAAAGUGCCAUAGUCGGAAGAUCUGCUUAAAGAUUUUUUUGUAUUUUAAAUAAAAUAUUGAGAAGACUUUUGUACUGAUUAAUAACAUCUCAAAACAUGAACUAAACUCAUCAAUCCAUCCUUUUCUAGAUGUCUCUGGCCAGCUGUUGGUUCCUUCUAUGAACCCCUUAGCUCUGGGCAGCAAUGUCACACUGAACCUAGUUCCCCAAAGCCCCAUCAUCAUAGGGACCUGGUCAUAUGAAACUACAGUUGUCGUACUUUUCUAUCCUACUGGCCUUAGUGUGCAUAUCAGUUAUCAAGACAGAGUCUCAUUUAACCGCUCCUCCUCAGAGUUGUCCAUAAGCUCUCUCCAACUCAACGACUCAGGAAUGUAUACGAUCCAGGGAAUGGAGCCAGACCUGCACACAGUGGUGAUAUUGUCUGUCCGGGGUAAGGAAAUUAACUCUGCCUGACUGUUUCUCCUUCUACGAUGGUAGACUCUCACUCACACACUCACUGGCACACACAGUCAUUUGCUAACACACAUGCUCACCUGCACACUCACAUCCAAACAUGCAUGCACAUACAUUCUCUAUCAAUGAUUAAUCUCUGUCACAAUAAUAAAAGGCAAAGUCAUUUUCCUGACAUGGAAAGCUAACACUUAAAUGUGUCAGUGUAUUCUGAACCUAUAGUGAAGUUGGCCUUCAUAAUACCUUUGAAAAUAAUGAACCUGAACAGAUCACAGAGUAUGAGCAAAUUUUUAUUUUCAAUUUCAGAUAAGACGUACACAAUACCUUUUAUGUGUGUGCAAAGAGACUAAGGGCUCUACAGCGCUCAAUCCUGUAACUUGGUCUCUAUGAAAAGUAAAUAAAAUAAAAUAGCAUAUUUAGAGUAAUUUCCAAAACAAGUUUUACAGUGUGAAACAAAACAUGGUUGGUUGUAAUUCAGUAACAUCACACAAAAACACUUUCUUGAGACACAUCCAUCUUAUCUUGACUGCCAUCUACUCUCUCACCCACAGAGCCCAUUUCAAACGUGACUCUAAGGGCCAACGCCACUGAUCUAGUGGAAUUGAACGAUACUGCCAUUUUCACCUGCUCCGUUUCCUCUGGCACCUCCCUCUCUUACCGCUGGCUGAAUGGCAGCUCAGAGGUCACAGCCAGUGACAGAGUUCGGCUUGGUGGUGGGAACAGCUCUCUCACCAUAGUCAGUGUGACACGAUACGAUGAAGGGCCUUUUAGAUGUGAGGUCAAUAACGGAAUCAGCAAUGGCACCAGCCAGCCCAUUGGCCUCAACGUUAGAUGUGAGUAUCAGAGUCUGCAGUACAUAUGAAUCAUACACAACAGACAUGGAUUCUACCUUGUCAUUGAGAGCCAGCAUGCCAUUCAAUGAUGCAAUAUGCCUAUUUUCAUCCCAAACCAUUCCUCUGUGUUCACAUGAUCCAGGUCAUUAUUUGCAUGGAUCAUUAGUACACUGUGUUUAGUAGAGCAGGACAAAAACAUAUUCUAGGUAAUGUUUACCCAACACAUCAUUGUUAUUGGUUCCUCCCAUAGACGGCCCAAGUAACCUCACCAUGAUGGUACUUCCUGAGAUGACCAUAGGACAUACAGCCUACAAAUCGGGCUCUGACAUCACUCUGUCCUGCUCCGCUCAGUCCAAACCCGCUGUGUCCUACAAGUGGAGGUUUAAUGGGGCGUUCCUAAACGAGCAAAGCCCACAGCUCAGCCUGCAGAACACCAGGGAGAACCAGACAGGAAGUUACUCCUGCUUAGCCCACAACAAUGUCACACUCCGAUUCGCCACCCUGACCACAAUGAUAAAGAUCAUGGGUGAGGCAACAUUCAUUGUUACGAAAUGUCAUAUAGUUGGUAGUGAAUAUUUGAUUAUUGAUGGUUAUGAAUACAAUGUUAUAUAAUUAGGCAAUAAGUCCCGAGGAGGUGUGGUAUAUGUCCAAUAUACCACGGCUAAGGGCUGUUCUUAUGCACAACGCAACGCAGAGUGGCGCAGUGGUCUAAGGCACUGCAUCACAGUGUUAGCUGUGCCACUAGAGAUCCUGGUUCGAGUCCAGGCUCUGUUGCAGCUGGCCACGACCGGGAGACCCAUGGGCGGCGCACAAUUGGUCCAAGGUAGGGGAGGGUUUGGCCGGCAGGAAUGUGGGUUUGUUUCCCACAGGGGGCCAGUAUGAAAAAAAACACGUAAGCAUUCACUAACUGUAAGUCGCUCUGGAUAAGAGCAUCUGCUAAAUGACGUAAAUGUAUAUUGGCCGUAUACCACAAACCCCUGAGGUGCCUUAUUGCUAUUAUAAACAGUUUACCAAAGUUAUUAGAGUAGUAAAAAGCAAUGUUUUGUCAUACACGUGGUAAACCACGGCUUUCAGCAAAUUCAGGGCUCAAACCACCCAGUUUACAAUGGUCUUUUUACCACCGAUCGAGUGAAGUACAACACGACAAAUGACUCAUCCUCUUCUUUUACCCUAGAGCCGAUAUCAGCAGUUGCAUUGAACAGUGAUGGGAAGCCACCGAUACUAGGUCAGUCGCUCACUCUGCGGUGUGAGGUGACUGGACCUGUAGACUACAUUCACUGGCUGAUGAACAGCCAGAUCAUCUCCCUAAACAACAUAACAUUCUUCUCUACGGACAACAAGACAAUGGUUAUCAACCCAAUCCAGUUUUCUGACAGUGGAGAAUAUCUCUGUGAGGCCUUUAAUGCUGCCAGCAACCUGACCAGCAUGACAUACAAGCUUGUGGUGAACUGUGAGUACUACAAGAGCUAGUAAUCUUUGUCUGAUAAAACCAAUUCAGUGGCCUUGUAGUUAGAGUGUCUGCCCUGAGAUUAGAAGGUUGGGAGUUUGAUCCCUGGACGAGACAUACCAACGACUGUAAGAAUGGGAUCCAAUGUGUCUUUGCUUGGCGCUCAUAAUUAAGGAGAUAGAUUGGCGUUAAGGGCCUGUGAUAGACUAGCGUCCUGUCCAGGGGAUGUACAUAUAUACAUCAAGCUGCAACACGCUACAGAAACAGGAGAUAGGCUCCUGCUCCUAUGAGGGGUAUCGACCAGAGGCUAAUUACUUACUAAUCUUUGUCAAAAUAGUCAAACCAUAAGAUUAACCAUACUGUCUUGUGUUUAACAGUUGGACCAGAGAGACCUGCUGUAACUAGUCCGGAUAUCGCGAUGACAGGACACAGCGUGACCUUCAACUGCUCGGCCUCCUCUCAGCCUCUCAGCCAGUUCAGCUGGUUCUUCAAUGGCUCCCAGGUGGCGACUGACUCAGUGUAUGAGACUGGCCCACUGACCUUAGCCAGUUAUGGGGAGUACACCUGUGUGGCCUUCAACAACAUUACUGGCAGAAACAGCACUGUCUCCAAGAUGCUCACCGUCAUUGGUAAGACAGAAGAGACAUCCAAACUGUUUAACUUGUACAUGUAGAUAUAGGCCAUUCAACAUACAGUGAUUGUGAUGUAGUCAAUAUUAUUGUGACCUGACGUUUUCUUCACAGACCCAGUAACCAUGGCCACGGUGAAAGUCAUCGGUGCCCAGCCAAUAGCAGACUACAUGUUUACUCUGACCUGUGAGACCGCUGGAAGCAUUUACUCCAUUCACUGGAUGAGGAACGGCUGGCCUCUGUAUGCUGACAACAGAACAGACUUCUCUAUGAACAACAAUACACUGACAUUCAACUCUGUCCAGCAUUCUGACAACGGAGACUAUCAGUGUUCUGCCUACAACCCCCUGAGCAACAUGACCAGCCCAGAAUACAGACUGACCGUCAACUGUGAGUAGUUAUUAUCAAGUUCAACUUUGAACCAAUGGCCUGAGGUGGAAUCUUUGAGAACUUUCUUUAUAAAUAUUGUAGUAAAGUCAAUGGGAAGGUUUGGAUCCCACCUCUUAUACCAUCUGACAUAUGUUGAUGACCUUUGACCGUCUGGCCAAUGACAGAUGUUGGGUUUAACUCACGUGUCAAACUCAUUCUGCAGAGGGCUGAGUGUCUGCGGGCUUUUCGAUCCUCCCUUGAACUUGAUUGAUGUAUUAAGGUCCCUUAUUAGUAAGGAACUCCCCAAACCUGGUUGUCUUGGUCUUAAUUGAAAGGCUCCUGUAAGUCGCUCUGGAUAAGAGCGUCUGCUAAAUGACUAAAAUGUAAAUGUAAAUGUAAAGGACAAAACAAAAACCAGCAGACACUAGGGCCUCCAUGGAAUGAAUUUGACACCCCUGGUCUAACUGAUUUUCUUUGUAUCAUAGAUGGACCGGAGAUGCCUAUUAUAACAGGACCAGCAUUAGGAGAAACAGGACACAGCGUGACCUUCAACUGCUCGGCCUCCUCUCAGCCUCUCAGCCAGUUCAGCUGGUUCUUCAAUGGUUCCCAGGUGGCAACUGGCUCAGUGUAUGAGACUGGCCCACUGACCUUAGCCAGUUAUGGGGAGUACACCUGUGUGGCCUUCAACAACAUUACUGGCAGAAACAGCACUGUCUCCAAGAUGCUCACCGUCAUUGGUAAGACAGAAGAAACAUCCAAACUGUUUAACUUGUACAUGUACAGUGAGGGAAAAAAGUAUUUGAUCCCCUGCUGAUUUUGUACGUUUGCCCACUGACAAAGAAAUGAUCAGUUUAUAAUUUUAAUGUUAGGUUUAUUUGAACAGUGAGAGACAGAAUAACAACAAAAAAAUCCAGAAUAACGCAUGUCAAAAAUGUUAUAAAUUGAUUUGCAUUUUCAUGAGGGAAAUAAGUAUUUGACCCCCUCUCAAUCAGAAAGAUUUCUGGCUCCCAGGUGUCUUUUAUACAGGUAACGAGCUGAGAUUAGGAGCACACUUUUAAAGGGAGUGCUCCUAAUCUCAGUUUGUUACCUGUAUAAACCAUGGCCAAGACCAAAGAGCUCCCCAAGGAUGUCAGGGACAAGACUGUAGACCUACACAAGGCUGGAAUGGGCUACAAGACCAUCGCCAAGCAGCUUGGUGAGAAGCUGACAACAGUUGGUGCGAUUAUUCGCAAAUGGAAGAAACACAAAAUAACUGUCAAUCUCCCUCGGCCUGGGGCUCCAUGCAUGAUCUCACCUCGUGGAGUUGCAAUGAUCAUGAGAACGGUGAAGAAUCAGCCCAGAACUACACGGGAGGAUCUUGUCAAUGAUCUCAAGGCAGCUGGGACCAUAGUCACCAAGAAAACAAUUGGUAACACACUACGCCGUGAAGGACUGAAAUCCUGCAGCGCCCGCAAGGUCCACCUGCUCAAGAAAGCACAUAUACAGGCCAGUCUGAAGUUUGCCAAUGACCAUCUGAAUGAUUCAGAGGAAAACUGGGUGAAAGUGUUGUGGUCAGAUGAGACCAAAAUGGAGCUCUUUGGCAUCAACUCAACUCGCCAUGUUUGGAGGAGGAGGAAUGCUGCCUAUGACCCCAAGAACACCAUCCCCACCCUCAAACAUGGAGGUGGAAACAUUAUGCUUUGGGGGUGUCUUUCUGCUAAGGGGACAGGACAACUUCACUGCAUCAAAGGGACGAUGGACGGCGCCAUGUACCGUCAAAUCUUGGGUGAGAACCUCCUUCCCUCAGCCAGGGCAUUGAAAAUGGGUCUUGGAUGGGUAUUCCAGCAUGACAAUGACCCAAAACACACGGCCAAGGCAACAAAGGAGUGGCUCAAGAAGAAGCACAUUAAGGUCCUGGAGUGGCCUAGCCAGUCUCCAGACCUUAAUCCCAUAGAAAAUCUGUGGCGGGAGCUGAAGGUUCGAGUUGCCAAACGUAAGCCUCGAAACCUUAAUGACUUGGAGAAGAUCUGCAAAGAGGAGUGGGACAAAAUCCCUCCUGAGAUGUGUGCAAACCUGGUGGCCAACUACGAGAAACGUCUGACCUCUGUGAUUGCCAACAAGGGUUUUGCCACCAAGUACUAAGUCAUGUUUUGCAGAGGGGUCAAAUACUUAUUUCCCUCAUUAAAAUGCAAAUCAAUUUAUAACAUUUUUGACUUGCGUUUUUCUGGAUUUUUAUGUUGUUAUUCUGUCUCUCACUGUUCAAAUAAACCUACCAUUAAAAUUGUAGACUGAUCAUGUCUUUGUCAGUGGGCAAACGUACAAAAUCAGCAGGGGAUCAAAUACUUUUUUCACUCACUGUAGAUAUAGGCCAUUCAACAUACAGUGAUUGUGAUUGUAGUCAAUAUUCUUGUGACACUGACGUUUUCUGACAGACCCAGUAACCAUGGCCACGGUGAAAGUCAUCGGUGCCCAGCCAAUAGCAGACUACAUGUUUACUCUGACCUGUGAGACCGCUGGAACCAUUUACUCCAUUCACUGGAUGAGGAACGGCUGGCCUCUGUAUGCUGACAACAGAACAGACUUCUCUAUGAACAACAAUACACUGACAUUCAACUCUGUCCAGCAUUCUGACAAAGGAGACUAUCAGUGUUCUGCCUACAACCCCCUGAGCAACAUGACCAGCCCAGAAUACAGACUGACCGUCAACUGUGAGUAGUUAUUAUGGCCCAAAUCCAAACUUGAUAUCUGCAAAUGUAAUUCUAAUUUGACCUAUAAUGAGGGCAAGAUGGAAUUUACAGUAAUGGAGUUGGGGUAAGUUUGGAUCUGACUUCUGACACCAAUGUAUGAAAAGCCAAGGGGAUGGUUGGGUAUUGCUGGGGUCAAACCAAGGCAAGCACAAUAAUGGCAUUUCCAAUAGCUAAUCUCAUUCAAUAUCUUCAUUAUCUUGUGUUUCCCAGAUGGUCCAGAGAGACCUGUUAUCAUGAAUCCAGAUAUAGCGAUGACAGGACACAGCGUGACCUUCAACUGCUCGGCCUCCUCUCAGCCUCUCAGCCAGUUCAGCUGGUUCUUCAAUGGUUCCCAGGUGGCAACUGGCUCAGUGUAUGAGACUGGCCCACUGACCUUAGCCAGUUAUGGGGAGUACACCUGUGUGGCCUUCAACAACAUCACUGGCAGAAACAGCACUGUCUCCAAGAUGCUCACUGUUGUUGGUGAGUCAGUAACUGCUACUUAAAAUCAAGGGACUAAAAUUUGCUUUACUUUGUUUGUGUUCAGUUUUUUAUACACAACAUAUGUGCUGUUGAACCUACAGUAUAAUAAAAUGGAAGUUCAGAUAAAAACUGCUGGAAACCCCUUUGAUCUGUUUUCCACAGCACCUGUGACCAUGAGCGUGGUGAAAUUCAUUGGAGCCAAGCCAAUACUGAACGAGAGAUUCUCUUUGACCUGUGAGACCGCUGGAACCAUUUACUCCAUUCACUGGAUGAGGAACGGCUGGCCUCUUUAUGCUGACAACAGAACAGACUUCUCUAUGAACAACAAUACACUGACAUUCAACUCUGUCCAGCAUUCUGACAACGGAGACUAUCAUUGUUCUGCCUCCAACCCACUCAGCAACAUGACCAGCCCAGACUACAGAUUGACCGUCAACUGUGAGUAGUUAUUAUCAAGUUCAACUUUGACCCAAUGGCCUGAGGUCGAAUUUUUGAGAACUUCCUAUAUACAUUUUGUAGUAAAGUCAAUGGGAAGGUUUGGAUCCAACCUCUUAUACCAUCUGACAUAUGUUGGUCCUCUGUAGCUCAAUUGGUAGAGCACGGCACUUGUAAUGCCAGGGUAGUGGGUUCGAUCCCCAGGACCACCCAUACGUAAAAAUGUAUGCACACGUGACUGUAAGUCGCUUUGGAUAAAAGCGUCUGCUAAAUGGCAUAUUAUUAUUAUUAUCUUUGACCAUCUGGCCAACGACAGAUGUGGGGUUUAACUCACGUGUCAAACUCAUUCCGCAGAGGGCCGAGUGUCAGCGGGUUUUUCGAUCUUCCCUUGAACUUGAUUGAUGUAUUAAGGUCCCUUAUUAGUAAGGAACUCCCCAAACCUGGUUGUCUUGGUCUUAAUUGAAAGGACAAAACAAAAACCAGCAGACACUAGGGCCUCCAUGGAAUGAAUUUGACACCCCUGGUCUAACUGAUUGUCUUUUGUAUCAUAGAUGGACCGGAGAUGCCUAUUAUAACAGGACCAGCAUUAGGAGAAACAGGACACAGCGUGACCUUCAACUGCUCGGCCUCCUCUCACCCUCUCAGCCAGUUCAGCUGGUUCUUCAAUGGCUCCCAGGUGGCGACUGGCUCAGUGUAUGAGACUGGCCCACUGACCUUAGCCAGUCAUGGGGCGUACACCUGUGUGGCCUUCAACAAUAUCACUGGCAGAAACAACACUGUCUCCAAGAUGCUCACCGUCAUUGGUAAGUCAGACUACAGAUUAUUUGCUUUGUUGUGUUAAUUUACGAUCUGAUAAGAAGACUAAUAUCUCAAUAUACACUGAGUAUACUAAAUAUUAGGAACACCUUCCUAAUAUUGAGUUUCCCUCAGAACAGACUCAAUUCGUCGGGGCUUGGACUCUACAAGGUUUCGAAAGCAUUCCACGGGGAUGCUGGCCCAUGUUGACUCCAGUGCUUCCAAUAAAAAGCAUGAGCUGGUGCACACCCAGAGAAAAUUAUUAUGUGUAGAGGUGCUGACUAACAGCAAAUAAACUGUAAGCUGUAAAAAUAAAUAAAGAGUCGCACACUCUAUAGUAAUUUAUUGGGUAAACCACCAAAGUUUCGGCAUCAUUGUGCCUCCUGAAGAAGGCACAGUGAUGCCGAAACGUUGGGGGUUUACCCAACAAAUUACUGGAAGUUUAUAUAUAGAGAGUGUGAGACUCUCUUUAUUUAUUUUUAUGACUCCAAUGCUUCCCACAGUUGUGUAAAGUUGGCUGAAUGUCCUUUGGGUGGUGGACCAUUCUUGAUACACACGGGAAACUGUUGAGGGUGGAAAAACCCAGCAGCGUUGCAGUUCUUGACACAAACCAGUGCGCUUGGCAACUACUAUCAUACCCCAUUCAAAGGCACUUCAAUCUUUUGUCUUUGCCAUUCACCCUCUAAAUAGCACACAUACAUAAUCCAUGUCUCAAUGACCAGCCCAGAAUACAGAUUGAUCCUCAACUGUGAGUAGUUAUUAUGGUCCAAAACCAAACUUGAUAUCUGCAAAUGUAAUUCUAAUUUUGACCUAUGAGGGCAAGAUGGAAUUUAUAGUAAUGGAGUUGGGGUAAGUUUGGAUCUGACUUCUGACACCAAUGUAUGAAAAGCCAAGGGGAUGGAUGGGUAUUGCUGGGGUCAAAACUUUUGUCAUUGCCAUUCACCAUCUAAAUAGCACACAUUCAUCAUCCAUGUCUCAAGGUGUAAAAAUCCUUCUUUAACCUGUCUCCUCCCCUUCAUCUACACUAAUUGAAGUGGAUCUAACAAGUGACAUCAAUAACGGAUCAUAGCUUUCUCCUGGAUUCACUUGGUCAGUAAUGACGGGCCUUGUAGCUCAUGGAAAGAGCAGGUGGUCUUAAUGUUUUGUAACUCAGUGUACAAUAAACAUAUUUAUCAUACAAAAGAGCCAAAACUCAGUCACAUUUCAAAUGUUUACUCAGUGAAGAUGUACAGCUGAAUACAGAUACUGAACAAAAAUAUAAACCCAACAUGUAAAGUGUUGGUCCCAUGUUUCAUGAGCUGAAAUAAAAGAUCCCAGCAAUUGUCCUUAUGCACAAAAAGUGUAUUUCUCUCAAAUUCUGUGCACAAAUUUGUUUACAUCACUGUUAGUGAGCAUUUCUUCUUUGCCAAGAUAAUCCAUCCACCUGACAGGUGUGGCAUAUCAAGAAGCUGAUGAAACAGCAUGAUCAUUACAAAGGUGCACCUUGUGCUGGGAACAAUAAAAGGCCACUCUAAAACGUGCAGUUUUGUCACACAACACAAUGCCACAGAUCUCUCAAGUUUUGAGGGAGCGUGCAAUUGACAUGCUGACUGCAGGAAUGUCCACCAGAGCUGUUGCCAGAGAAUUGAAUGUUCAUUUCUCUACUAUAAGCCCCCUCCAACAUCAUUUUAGAGAAUUUGGCAAUACGUCCAAAUGGCCUCACAACCGCAGACCACGUGUAACCACGCCAGCCCAGGACCUCCACAUCUGGCUUCUUCACCUGCAGGAUUGUCUGAGACCAGCCACCUGGACAGCUAAUGAAACGGAGGAGUAUUUCUGUCUGUAAUAAAGCCCUUGUGUGGGGAAAAGCUCAUUCUGAUUGGCUGGGCUUGGCUCCCCAGUGGGGAGCUUAUCCAUAGAUAAGGCCCUAAUGAAUUUACUUCAAUUGACUGAUUUCCUUACAUGAACUGUAACCCAGUACAAUUGUUGAAAUUCUUGCAUGUUGCAUUUAUAAUUUUGUUCAGUAUUGUUAUGAUGAGUUUCUCGGGUAUGAAAGAAUCAAGGAUGCAAGGAUAUACUUAGACACUUUGUAGAUAGUUAAUGCAAAUAUUUAAUGAUUGGUACCGGGUUCGUUACAACAAUGACCAGAGCUUUGCCCUUGGUGUUACGAACUCACUUGAACAAAGGAAACACUUUACCUUAUAUACCUUCUAUUACCCUCUUCCUGGCAUACAUCUGGUAAGUCUCCAUGGGCACUCCCUGUCUUUGAUGUUCAUCACUCUUUACCCCAAGUCACUAUCCUGCCCAUCACUCAAGCUAUCCUAAACAUCACUAAUCUACCUUGACAUAAGGAAUGUAGAAUUCAUGACCCCAAACCACUUAUCUCGUAACUCUACCCUCACAAUACUAUGACAUGACAUCAUUACAAGUAUACAUUCAAUACAGUGCAGUGUCCACUUAUACCCUUAGCUCUCACCCCCUCCUUCCACAAAGAUGUACUUUUCCAUCACCCAGGAUUUAUAUGUGCUCCUCCAUGCCUAUCACAGGACUUCUCAUCAGUCAGGAGAGGCCUUGGGAGUAUACAUUCCUACAGCACACUGCAGUCCACUAAAUAAUUAAACUCUUCUCAUACACAGAGUUUGAACCUAACACUACCUUCAACCUAUAAACACAUAAAAACAAUCUACAGUGCCUUGCAAAAGUAUUCAUCCCCCUUGGCGUUUUUCCUAUUUUGUUGCAUUACAACCUGUAAUUUAAAUUGAUUUUUAUUUGGAUUUCAUGUGAUGGACAUACACAAAAUAGUCCAAAUUGGUGAAGUGAAAUGAAAAAAAUAAAGUGUAAAUUUUUUUUCUAAAGAAUACAGAAUGGAAAAGUGGUGCGUGCAUAUGUAUUCACCCCCUUUGCUAUGAAGUCCCUAAAUAAGAUCUGGUGCAACCAAUUACCUUCAGAAGUCACAUAAUUAGUUAAAUAAAGUCCACCUGUGUGCAAUCUAAGUGUCACAUGAUCUGUUACAUGAUCUCAGUAUAUAUACACCUGUUCUGAAAGGCCCCAGAGUCUGCAACACCACUAAUCAAGGGGCACCACCAAGCAAGCGGCACCAUGAAGACCAAGGAGCUCUCCAAACAGGUCAGGGACAAAGUUGUGGAGAAGUACAGAUCAGGGUUGGGUUAUAAAAAAAAUAUCUGAAACUUUGAACAUCCCACGGAGUACCAUUAAAUCCAUUAUUAAAAAAUUGAAAGAAUAUGGCACCACAACAAACCUGCCAAGAGUGGGCCGCCCACCAAAACUGACGGACCAGGCAAGGAGGGCAUUAAUCUGUGAGGCAACAAAGAGACCAAAGAUAACCCUGAAGAGCUGCAAAGCUCCACAGCGAAGAUUGGAGUAUCUGUCCAUAUGACCACUUUAAGCCGUACACUCCACAGAGCUGGGCUUUACGAAAGAGUGGCCAGAAAAAAGCCAUUGCUUAAAGAAAACAAUAAGAAAACACGUUUGGUGUUCACCAAAAGGCAUGUGGGAGACUCCCCAAACAUAUGGAAGAAGGUACUCUGGUAAAAUUGAGCUUUUUUGGCAUCAAGGAAACUCUAUGUCUGGCGCAAACCCAACACCUCUCAUCACCCCGAGAACACCAUCAGUGAAGCAUGGUUGUGGCAGCAUCAUGCUGUGGGGAUGCUGUGAAUAGUUAUGCACGCUCAAGUUCUCAGUUUUUUUGUCUUAUUUCUUGUUUGUUUCACAAAAAAAGUAUUUUGCAUCUUCAAAGUGGUAGACAUGUUGUGUAAAUCAAAUGAUACAAACCCCCAAAAAAUCUAUUUUACUUCCAGAUUGUAAGGCAAUAAAAUAGGAAAAAUACCAAGGGAGGUGAAUACUUUUGGAAGCCACUGUAUUCAUACCGAGAGUAUAUAAUGAUAAUAAAAAUAAAAUAUAUAAACCAGAAAUAUAAAACAGUAUUUUACAAUCAAUCAGAUCGUACAACCAUUUGUUUUAUAUAUAUAUAUAUAUAUAUAUAUAUAUAUAUAUUAUAUAUAUACAGUACCAGUCAAAAGUUUGGGCACACCUACUCAUUCAAGGGUUUUUCUUUAUUUAUACUAUUUUCUACAUUGUAUAGUAGAAUAAUAGUGAAGACAUCAAAACUAUGAAAUAACACAUAUGUAGUGUAUAUGUUUUAUACAUCCAACUAUUGCAUCGCUGGAACUAACCAUUUUAUCAAAUGACAAAUAUUGAUACUGUACAUAAAGCAAUACACAUCCUCUCUCCUCACAGAGGCUAUAAAGUCAGUGAUGGUGAAACGAAGCAAAAUACCGAUAGCAUCUGACAACCUAACCCUGACCUGUGAUGUCACCGGGCGCUAUGACAUCAUCUACUGGAUGAAGGACAACCUGCCUCUGGUCCUGAACAACACCUUGAACUCUGACAUCACCAUCUCCAACAACUCUCUGCACUUCAGUCCAGUCAAGGUGUCUAACGAUGGACACUAUCAGUGCGUCGCCACCAACCUCCUUCGUCCACACACCAGCCCUAAAUACCAGCUAUUGGUGAACUGUAAGUACUGGCAUUUUAAUCUGUUGGUAAAAUAUUUUAAAAUAUAAAAAUGUUAUGUUAUUUAAUGUAGAAACAGUCAGAAACCCACCACUAUUAUAUUAUGACGGUUAGUGCUAUCUGUGAUCCUUGGGACUUCCCUACCCUAAACCCUAACCUUAACCAUAAGUCUUACCUAACCCUAACCUUAACCCUUACCUUAACCAUUUUACAUUUCAACUUCAAUGGGGGGACGUCAGUGUUGGACGUCCCAAGGAUUCCAUUUAGACUUUUCCCUAUUAUGACCCACCCUCUCUGAACCUCUCUCUGUAGAUGGCCCUCUGAGUGUGAACAUCUCUGGCCCAGGCUUAGUGGUAAUUGGCUCAGUAAUCACUGUCAAUCUGAAGUGCUCAGCCGACUCCCGGCCAACCAGCGAGUACCGGUGGAAAUACAACAACCAAUCAUUGCCGGCAACUGGUCCUUUGAUGGCCGUAGGUGUCUCCUUGAAAAAUGCAGGGAUAUACACCUGUGUGGCCAAGAACCCUCUGACUAACAUCUCAAUGUCCAAGACCAUUAGUCUGGAUAUCACUGGUAAGUGGGUGGAUUGUUGUACUAAGACCGAGGUGGAAAGUACUGAGUAAUUAAAUGUGACAAAGUUGUUUUUAAUAUGUUGAAUUUAAUUUGGUUCUAGUUUGCGUACUUGUUUGUGCAAGGAUCAUUUUCAUGCAUCAGGGAAAUGCAAUAAAGACAUUUUCUGAACUGGGGAGUACAGACAGGAAUCAAGAAGAUAUAUACACUGUAUAUAUAUUUUUGAACAUCCUCACUCACUCAUUAUAUUUCUCCUCCCCUGCCUCCCCUCCUCUCCCAUUCUCCUUUCUCUCCCAGGCCACUCUCCUGCCCCUCCAUUCCAGUCCAGAGUUGGUCUGAUGCUGAUGGCCCUGCUAGCUCUCUCUCUCUGCCUCUGA